This is a messenger RNA of Lecanosticta acicola, 1340 nucleotides long. The record is from the annotation of a GenBank genome assembly. Lineage: Eukaryota; Fungi; Ascomycota; Dothideomycetes; Mycosphaerellales; Mycosphaerellaceae.
AUGGCAAUCAGCGAACGGAGAUGGGGAAAUGUUCUACAAGACCUCCUUCUCGUGGCGGCAGCGGUAAGACUUCUCAAAAGCGCCACGCCUUGCGAAAUGAUCUAACGGUGCCGUAGCCCGUAAUAGCAUAUUAUCUCGCUCGUAAACUCCUACAGAAUCUCGACCCGUCGCAAAACGAAAAGGCCGAAGCGCAACAGAAAGCACUUGCUGCGUCACAGCGAUUGCGAAGUAUAUUCUCGAAUCACGAAAGAGAAGAGGAGGAUUUCGCCGAUGAAGAGGACGACGAGGACGAAAAUGGCGAGCGCCCGUAUCGCUCUCGACCGCGCAAAGAGGACUUGACCCUCACGCCGUACGAGCAAACAAUCGCGAUGGAAGUUGUUAGCCCUGGCGAGAUACCCGUAACUUUUGACGACAUCGGCGGCUUGGGCGAGAUAAUCGAGGAGCUCCGGGAAAGCGUGAUAUACCCACUUACGAUGCCACACCUGUACGCCAAUCACUCUAGCCUCCUAACGGCACCGAGCGGUGUGCUACUAUACGGACCUCCUGGCUGCGGAAAGACGAUGCUUGCGAAAGCCCUCGCGCGAGAGAGCGGCGCAUGCUUCAUCAACCUGCAUAUCUCGACGCUCACGGAGAAGUGGUACGGCGACAGCAAUAAGCUUGUCGCAGCCGUCUUCUCCCUCGCCCGGAAGCUUCAGCCCACGAUCGUCUUUAUCGAUGAGAUAGACGCAGUCCUCGGCCAACGCAGAAGCGGCGAGCACGAGGCAAGUGGAAUGGUGAAGGCUGAAUUCAUGACACACUGGGAUGGUCUUGCAUCGGCGACCGUGGACCGGGGAAUGCAGAGAAUAUGUAUACUGGGCGCUACGAACAGAAUACAGGAUAUCGACGAAGCGAUCUUGAGAAGAAUGCCGAAGAAGUUCCCUGUUAGCUUGCCGAACGCGGCGCAGAGAAGGCGGAUCUUCGAGUUGACACUGAGGGACACCAAAGUCGAUCGCGGUGUCUCUAGGAAUGGCAACCCGACAUUCGACUUGGAUGCGCUCGUCAGAGUGAGCGCAGGCAUGAGUGGAUCAGAUAUCAAAGACGCUUGCAGAGACGCUGCUAUGGUUCCGAUCCGGGAGAGCAUCAGACAGGCGAAGGCAACAGGACGCAGUAUGAACCGCGGGAUCGCGAGCGAAGCUGUCCGGGGCUUGCACACAGAUGACUUCUUCGGCCGCAAAGGGGGACCCAUACAGCUGAAAGUUGAAGAGCCCGAGGAUGACCACCAGAGCCAGGGAAGUGGUAGCACGGAAGAAGUGGAAGACUUCAACGACGUCGAAGAAGUUGUUGAUCCACAGAGGAGGUAA